Molecule: messenger RNA, 7144 nt
Organism: Formica exsecta
Lineage: Eukaryota; Metazoa; Arthropoda; Insecta; Hymenoptera; Formicidae
Exons: 9
Coding region: 727-4875 (1382 amino acids)
Biological process (GO): ionotropic glutamate receptor signaling pathway; monoatomic ion transport; synaptic transmission, glutamatergic
Cellular component (GO): plasma membrane; postsynaptic membrane
Molecular function (GO): transmitter-gated monoatomic ion channel activity involved in regulation of postsynaptic membrane potential; NMDA glutamate receptor activity
Source: RefSeq, a predicted model, not a curated record
UUUUUAAAUUCUUACACAUUAUCAAAUCAAUCUCGAAAGCUAUUAUUGCUUUUAUUUAUUUCAGUCAAGAAAAGUAUCGGAUUGCGUCCCAAGAGCGUGCAAAUAAAAUCAGGUCACGGCUUCCGGGACACCUUAUGUAUUAGGAGGAGCUCCAAGAAAUCCGUUCUUUUUUAAUUCAUAGAACGCUGCGAGAGACAUUUAUAACAGGCGUCAGCAAAAUUCGCGAGUGUUGGUGGCAUUGUCGAAGAGUCGCCGAUACACACACACACACAUAUACAUGAAGAGAGACAGGCGCAAUACAAACGAGGAUGCCACGAGCGCGCUCCUGUGGACCACAGGGUAUCAUAGGGGUGAAAUUUAAAGGGAGGGGCUGCUCGCGAAAAUGGCCGUUACGCACGGGGUAGAUUGUCCGGGGGUGGGCAAGUAACGGGGGGGUGGUAGCUCUUCGCUCAUCCUUCGUGUCCUCCGCGAACCGACGACCAAUUGACCGACUGCCUCGCGACGAUCGACACGAUUUUAUACCCCGGUUUACGAUCGACAACAGCUAUUAUGCGGCGACGGCCAAAAAGCGAUCCCUGUUCGGCUCUUCUUAAACCCCCACCGGACGCGCGACCUUCCAACUCUUCCGUCAAGAGAUUAGGCCCGCUCUUCGGAAAUGCACGUCAAAAAAGCUAAAAAAUAGAAAAAAAAGAGGAAGGGGAGAAUAAACAAGGAAAACCGAGGAAGAUGCUUGGCUCCUAUUCGGGAGUGGUGAUCCUCCUUUUGUUAGGGGCUUCUGUGUCAGUGUCUAGCACUGCGGAUGCUGCGAAAUCUCUGAGAGCGGCGAAGGCUAGGCUUAGAUCGUCUUACGCAUCUUGGCGGAUAGUGGUAUGUUUAACACAGCCUCAGACCCCUUUCAAGACAGACGUACAGAGAGCAUGGGAGGAAGCGAGAUUGGAAUCUUUUCACGCGGAUAUGGAUGUGUCGUAUAUAGAAGCAAGGAUGGCACCCAUGACGGAUUCCCUGUCGUAUCCCUUGUCACUGUUAAACAAAUUUUGUACAGACAUCGAAGGCGGAAAGACAGUAUUAAGCCUUAUUAUAGGAGGAGGAUCGGCAGCCAGAUUUCUCGUCACGGCUGCUGCCGCCUUGAAUCUUCCAGCUCUAUGGUUGCCGUUCACACACCGAGAUUUUCUUCGCCAGGGAAAUCUUGGCCGGUUUGAGAACCGCAUAGGUUCGAGCCCGAAAGAGAUCGGAGCAGCGGCUGCCGCCUUGAUGCAUCGAGCUAAUUGGCACGCGUUCACUCUCCUUAUCGACACCACUCUGUUGCCCGUAACCCAUCUACUACAGAUGAACCAGCCGACGAGGCUGACGCCUCGCGCAAUCAUACAUCUGCCGACCAAUGACAGAACUCUGAGAUUGCGAUUGAGACGGGUGGCCGAGGAGGGUGGCAGCGGCGGAAUCGUGGUGAUGGCGUGCGAUCUGAACAAUGCCCGCAAGAUCCUCGGGGCAGCCAGCAAAUUCGAGAUGCUCUCGGGUAGAUUCUUGUGGCUGUGGUUGGAUCUCAAGGCAGAGCUACGUCCGAACGAGCCCAAUAUCAUCAGCUCGGUGAUUCACGGCACGCGCGUCGCCGCUGCCGCCGCAGCCGCGACGAACGAGAACUUGCCGCUGGAGCGAGCGAUAAAUCACGACGAGCGGCCUCUGCCGCUGAUGAGUUCGUUGCCGAGUUUAACUAACGACAUACACCGGCUGCAGGAGUACAGAUGGCGGGAUGAGAGGACAGUGACCAAGCGAGAGGACAGAAGCUUCAAUUUCGAUGAGGAGGAAGACGGGAGGAUCGCAAGCGACAGGGAACUCAAUUCCAAGAACUUUAUGCCAGUCGGUAUGCUCGCACUCAGACCAUCUGGCAUCAAGAUCAUGGGCAGCGAUACUAUACUCUCCAGAAUGCUAAGGGAGACCUCGCAGGCGUUGGACGAGACCUUUCAGGAAGCGAAGCAACGAUUGGAACGUAUGCACGAGCCGCAGCUCAGGGAACACUUUGUCCCAGAAUGCUUUCCGGAUCGUAACGCCAGAUUCAUGACGAGCGAUGCGAGAGAGAACGUUUCCGCAAUUCUGACUAGCAAAUUGAGGAGAUCCAUGAGACAGAUCUCUAGAGACAAGGCAGAGUUUCAGUUGCUGAACUUGCAAGCCGUCAGGUUUCCCGGGAAUAAGACUCAAUUAAGGUGGACCAAAGUUGGCACCAUCAAGGGUGGUAGAGAGGUCCGUUUGGAUACCAUAAUCUGGCCAGGUGGCGGUAUUGUGCCAGCGUACCUCGAGCAAGGUGGCGAGAAGAUAGGGAUGCCGAUUUAUCGCAUUGUCACUGCUCUAGCGUCGCCCUUCACGAUGAUCACGGAUCUGCAGGAAGGUUUCUGCUUACGCGGUCUUAUUUGCCAGCAGGGUGAUGUCGUCAUGUGCUGCUACGGGCUGAGCAUGGAUUUGCUGACGGUGGUUGCGCGCGAGUUAGGCUUCCGUUUUGAUCUUUACCUGGCGGAGGAUGGACUGUUUGGCAAACGGAACGGCCGAAGCGGCACGUGGAACGGUGUGAUGGGCGAACUGGUGUCUGGCCGGGCUCAGAUGGCGUUCGCACCCUUAAGCGUAUCCGCUCAUCGUGCCGCAGUGGUGGACUUCACCACGCCAUACUACUUCAGCGGCGUGAGUUUUCUCACGGCGCCGAAACUCCGUUCUGAGAUACCGCUGUUCGCGUUCCUGUUUCCAUUUAGCACUGAGCUGUGGAUAGCCGUGUUCACAUCUCUCAACUUCACCGCAAUCGCCGUGGCGCUCUACGAAUGGUUCAGCCCGUUCGGCCUGAAUCCCUGGGGCAGGCAGCGCAGUAAGAACUUUUCCAUCGCCUCCGCGCUGUGGGUGAUGUGGGGUCUCCUGUGCGGUCAUCUCGUGGCCUUUAAAGCACCGAAAUCCUGGCCUAACAAGUUCCUCAUCAAUAUUUGGGGUGGCUUCUCUGUUAUCUUCGUGGCGUCGUACACGGCCAACAUUGCCGCCCUUAUCGCCGGUCUGUUUUUUCAUUCUGCAGUGAGCAAUUAUCACGAUAAAAGUCUGUUAUCCCAGAGAGUUGCUGCGCCAAGAGCGUCUGCGGCCGAGUAUUAUGUGCAAAGAGCGAAUCCGCAAUUAUGGUCUCACAUGUCUCGAUUUUCUUUGUCGGAUGUCGCCGAGGGGGUGGAAAGAUUAAGGAACGGCACUCUGGACAUCCUAAUCGCGGACACGCCAAUCUUGGAUUAUUACCGCGCGACCGACGAUGGUUGUCGGUUGCAAAAGAUUGGCGACACCAUCAAUGAAGACACUUACGCAAUCGCCCUCACGAAAGGACAUCCCUUAAAGGAGAGCAUAUCUAAAGUCAUAGCGAAUUACACGAGCAACGGGUUGCUCGACAUUCUGCAGGAGAAAUGGUACGGCGGUCUUCCAUGUCUCGGAGGUCGACAAGGUAUGAAUACGGGGCUAGAUGCUGAGUCUGGUGGUCAACCCAGGCCAUUGGGAGUAGCGUCCGUUGCCGGGGUGUUUUGUCUGCUCGGGAUGGGCGUAGUGCUCGGUACCAUCAUAUUAGCGGGAGAGCAUUUGUUCUACAAGUACACGUUACCGCGACUACGGCACAGACCGGAAGAUUCCAUCUGGCGCAGCCGUAACGUUAUGUUCUUCUCGCAGAAGCUGUAUAGGUUCAUCAAUUGCGUGGAAUUGGUCUCACCGCAUCACGCCGCGCGGGAAUUAGUGCACACAGUGCGACAGGGCCAAAUCGCGUCGCUCUUCCAGAAAAGCGUUAAACGGAAGGAACAUGAACAACGUCGCAGACGUAAAAGCAAAGCGCAAUUUUUCGAAAUGAUCCAAGAAAUCCGAAGAGUUCAACAAGAGGAAAAAAUCGAGACGGUACCAGAGGAACCUACAGAGACUGCGAAAAAGGAUGAGAAAUUGGGGAAAGGUAGAGAGAGAAGUCGUAGCAAGAGUCCCUUAAUGCCUCGUAGUCCGAAACGCUCGGAGAAGAGCAGGAGUUCGACCAACCUUUCGGCGUCCCGUCUCGGACUAUCGCCGGUGAGUCUUGACGCGCCGAUGAAGCCGCGCGAAUUUACGCUCAGCAGCACCAAUCUGCGCGCGAGGAGCCCGCUGGAGACGGUUGGACGUAGAUUGAGCCACGGCGACGGCGGUUCGCCGCCGCCGCGUCUCGGAUCGCAUCUCGGUGGCAGCGCCACGUUACGCCCGUUGGUGCCUACCAGGAGCGACUCAACCGGCGGCGGCGGCACCCCGACUAUCAGACGCGACUCGGUCGCAGGGGGAGGCGGUGGUGCGCCGACCCCGAGAUACUCUCGCAGCCCCGCCAAGCGGGGUCAAUCCUUUCCGGUAUUUGCUACACUGAGACCGCCUCACUCGGCCGGCUAUCAGACAUCCAAGAGUCCGCUGUUGUCGCCCAAUAACGAGCUCACUUCCGCCAUCGGGAGAAAACUAUCGCGUGAAUGGGGAUCUGGGACUAUCAGUCUUACCAGGUCGUCAGAGGCUAUAGGCGGUGGUAAUAGCGGUGGCGGUGGCAGUGGCGGUGGUAAUAGCGGUGGCGGUGGCAGUGGUAGAAGCGGUGGCUCAACCCACACUCUGAAUCAAGAAAUGACGCUCUCCUUGAGUCGUUCCGCAGACGAAGAGAAGGCCCAGGGAGAAGCGUUGCCUAUCAAGAAGCCCAUACGGCGUGCCAGGAGCCACGAGAAUCGUGACAGCGGUAAACUAAUGGUGGACCUGCCGUCGCCUAGAUUGACUCAACCGGUGGUGGGCGGCCGGUCAGUGAGCGAGCGAACGAAGAAGCAGCUUGAGUCCGAGUUGAAAGCGAUUCUAAGUGCCAGGGCUCAUCACCGCGACCUGCAUCCCCCUUGAUAGGAGACCGCCCCUAAUUAAAAAAAGAGUUCUCGAAAGAACGUUCGGCUUUUGGAUCGCUGAGCCUCUGAGGGGCUUUGAUUUAAGCAAUAUCAGAUUUAUAGGUCAAUUUGUAGAGGAAAUCCGACACAGUUUCAAAGAAAUUAAGAACUUAAAUCAGAAUUAUGGCGGAGAGCGCGGGAGAAAUUUCUGCGUAGAAGGGAUAGAAAGGGUGACAGGGAGGGGAGAAGAAAGGAAAUCUCUGAUUGUUCAUACGUUGUUACGUACAUUAAUAAUAUAGGAUAAUAUCGAUAAACAAAAGUGCUAUAAACUUUAGUAGUGAUGUCUUAAAUAGUUAGCGCGGAAAUACACACGAGUACUAAGAUAUUUUCUUGUUGGCAUUUUAACUCUACAUUAACCGGCAGCCUGGGUGAGUCUCUCUCUCUCUCGAUUGCUAUAAUACCAGCAUAUUGUACGCUACAGCGUUUCUCAACUCUGAUUUUUUGGCGAUUCUUAGUGCAUAAAGUUCUAUCUUGCAAAUUAAAUCGAUUCUUAAGACAUUUACUAGAUCGGAGACCUGUUCAAGUUUAUCAAACGAGCUUCGUCAUCCGCCUUUGUUCUCAACAAUAUAGAUAACAAUCAAUUGACCGCACGGAUACAACGAACAUACGUGAUGAUUUCUAAAUAGAAUCUUAGUAUCUUUGUUUUCUCAUUUUUUCCUAUUCCGUCUAAUAAAACGGAAAUGUUUUGCUCGCAAACAGAAACUCGGACAGGCCUGUAUGUACUAUCCCUUUUAAGAGUGUAAAUAUUUCGAGAGACAGACUAUAUUGUUCCUUCAUCUCGUUAUAACGCGAAUACUGUAAAUAUAACAAAAUAUAAUGUAUAGGUAUUUCGCAUGAACAGGAUACGUAAAAUAAUUAUCUCGUGUUGAGAAACGCUGCUUUAACGAACUUCGUCGAAUUGGACUGCAUACUGCCAUAUUUAAUAAUUUCUGUGACUGCGGAAGGAGAGACUCGCUCGAUGGACUUUCGGCGUAGAAUGACCACUAAUUGCGAGAUAAUAUGCAUUAAUCUUACAAUUAUCAUCGCGCCUGUCGAGGGAAAGGAUUACAAAGUAAAUGGAAUUCUAAUCCGAGUCUAAUGUAUUCGUAACACACAGGUUAUUCAAUACGGGAAAGGAAGUGUCAUUAAGAGAUCCUUUUAAUUUAAAAUAAGAGAAAAAUUUCGUAGCCACAUGUGUGUGAUUGCGGAUUCUUCGCGUGACUUACGAUUAUUUCCUAAAGCAGUGCCAAAGAUCAAUAUAACUCAAAUCUCUCCAUCCUUUGCUUUAUCUUACACGAAAGUGUAUAAUAAUAGAACACGAUUUUUAGCAAAAUAAACGCCAGAGACAAAAAAACCGCAGUAUAUUAUACUGAUAAUCUCUAAUAAUCGUUUGUUUUGCUUUUGGUAAACGUCCGGGUUGAUGAAUUACCGAUUUCCGACGAGAUUUUACUAGACUGAUAGAUGAAAAUUCAAUUCAGGAAUUGUAAAUGAAACAUUAUUGGAAUUGAAUAAUUGUUACUCAUCGAUGUGCAUGUCCCACGUUUUUGUCUAUCGAAUCACUUUGAUGAAAGAGGGCGAACUCACAAGUCUAUAGUCUCGUUAUUAUUAUUAUUCGACUUAGAUGGUAGUGUGGAUGUGUAUGGGACUAAAUUUUAAUUAAUUACAUUUAAAAAAGGAGGAUUUAUGAGCGAGGCCUUAGAGGAGUUAGUCGUAUCCGCCCAAAAAUAUACUUUACUUAACUAGUACUGUACUAAUACUGUAUUCGAAUAUUUCACUACAUUAUAUUGCAUAAUAGAAUGUAUAUACAGGGUGUCCCAGAAUUAGAUCGACAAAUAUCAAAUGGUUAUAAAGGACACCAAAACAAGCCAAUUUUGCCGAUAAACCCGUCCGCAAAUGAGCCGUUUUAGCACUAGAAAAUCAAAGACUAACAAGGGAACUUUGUGAACCCAAAAAUUCUGAUUUUGAUGAAAUUUUACACACAUGUAGAGGGGGUAAAUAGAUGAAUUUAGAAAUUUCUAGUUGCAGCCCAAAAAUGAUUCUAAGGGGUGAAAUCACCCCUCGUAUGUAGAGCGGUUUUUUGCUCUUCUCGAUAUAUCUCGAAAAUUAUUCGAGAUAUCAAAAAAUGUUUUAUACAAAAGUUUUAUGGUAAAAACACCUCUAUUUAAGCAGAUUUAAAAAAUUUUGAAAAAUUAAUUUUUUUUUGAGAUUUUUGCCUUUGUUAGUCUUCGAUUCUCUAGUGCUAAAACGGC